Trichoderma gamsii is the source of this 1062-nucleotide messenger RNA. RefSeq lists its product as hypothetical. The transcript is spliced from 5 exons. Bases 1 to 1062 code for a protein of 353 amino acids. Lineage: Eukaryota; Fungi; Ascomycota; Sordariomycetes; Hypocreales; Hypocreaceae. The record is from RefSeq and is a predicted model, not a curated record.
AUGGCUCUGGGAGCUGCUGUGCUCUGUCUGAGUGUGGUAUAUACACUUAUGUCAUCAAACCGUCAUAAUGUCCCUGUAUCCAGCCCUCAACGGCCUGAAAAGCAGUCCAAAGAUCCUCUCAAAAUCGAUCCGCUGAAUGACUUGGACUGGAGGGCCGUUGAGCCUGCCAAGUACCGACCGUUCAAGCCCAUUUACCACAUCACCAUGGCACUCAAAGCAGACACCCCUUCAGAGCUCAUCACCGUCGACACAGACUACCUCGACAGAGUCUCCCUCCGCCGCCAAAUCAUCUCCCAGCACGGCGCCUUAGUCCACGGCUGCCUCCCAUCCGGCGUCGAAGCCGUCCGCGAGCUUUACCACUUCCUCCUCCACGACCAUCUCCCAGCUCGCUUCCCAACCAUGUUCCAGCUCCGAGAUCAAGGCCGGCAAUUCGAAAAUCUCGUGACCGGCCAGACAUUCCCCACGGACGUGCCGGACGAUCCAGCAGCGGCCCUGCGGAUUCUCUCCGAGACUGUCGAAGAGGACAUGUUUCUGCUGGUUGGCGAGCCGGAGGGACACCGCGCAGUGGCUUUUCAGUGCUGCUUCCCGUCGGGAUUUGAUCCGUCGUCGAAAGUGGGCAAGUUGCUCAAGGAGAUUCAUGCGCCGGUGCCUUCGUAUGACAAGAUUGGGCCGAGCAUGGAGAGAUUCUUUGGCAAGAUUGAGGUGGGCAAAAAUGUGAAGCGAACAAAUUGGGGCAUACAAACAGACGGAAACUUGUUUCACUACGAAAGACACGAUGAACCGACUAGCGACGCUCCAUUGGCAGCUGAAGCCGAGACAGACAUGAGCCAGGCCUAUGCCCGCAUCGAGCUGCAGACUCUAAGCCGCCUACCCAAGACUCGGGCCGUCCUCUUCUCCUUCAAGACAUAUCUGUAUUCGCUACGGCAACUCAAGGAGGAAGGGCUGGGUCCGCAGGUGGCAGAUGCCAUUGAGGGCCUCAAGACGGGCAACGCACCGGGCAUGUGGAAUUACAAGGGCGCGCCUCAGUGGGCAGAGCCGGUUUGCAGGUACCUGAGGGCAUGA